This is a messenger RNA of Sungouiella intermedia, 1020 nucleotides long. Lineage: Eukaryota; Fungi; Ascomycota; Pichiomycetes; Serinales; Metschnikowiaceae. The record is from the annotation of a GenBank genome assembly.
AUGAAGCUCUCCUCUAUUGUUUCUGGCCUUGCUGCUGUGGCCUCUGUUUCUGCCUUCCCAACUCUCUUUAAGAGAGACAACUCUUCCUCUGAGUCGUCUACCAACAAAACUAUCUUACUUACCAACGACGAUGGUUGGGCCGCAACUAACAUCCGUGCAACCUACAGAGAGUUGAAGGCUGCUGGAUACGAGGUCGUAUUGGUUGCCCCAGCAUCGCAGAGAUCUGGUUUCGGAGGUCAAUUCGGUAUCCCACCGACUGCUAACUUGACCACCAAUGCUGAGUUCAGCUACCCAGCUAAAGGUGCUCCAUCUUGGGGCCACGAGGAGGAUGACCUCAAUGUUUGGUACUUCAAUGGUACUCCAGCUUCGUGUGUUGCUUUCGGCUUAGACUAUGUUCUUCCAAACUUCUUCGAUAACAAGACUAUUGACUUGGUUGUCGCCGGUCCUAACGAGGGUACCAACUUGUCUCCAGGUAUGUACACUUUGUCUGGUACCAUCGGUGCCACCUACACUGCCGUCGGCAGAGGUCUCCCAGCAAUUGCCUUUUCUGGAUCCAAUGGCAACAACUCUUUCUUCAAGGAUGAUGAAGGAAAGGAGAACGACACCAACUUCGCACCAAACGUGUAUGGUAAGAAGGUGACCGAGUUUGUCGAGAAAUUGUUCUCUUCCCAGAAGGACUACCCACACUUGUUGCCUCUUACUUCUGGUGUCAAUGUGAAUUUCCCUCCAAUUAACGAUGACUGCACUGACCCAGAGUGGGUCUUCACUCGUUUGUCUGGUCCAAACUCUUUGUCUCCAAACAUGAAGUACAACGCUACUAGUGGAUUGUUUGAAUGGGCUUACGGUACCUUUGAGGGUACUCAAGUCUGUAUUUUUGGUGACUGUGACUUGCCAUCUGAGUCCACUAUCUUGACUAAGAAGACUUGUAAGAGUUCCGUGUCCGUUUUCUCCAUCGACUACGAUGCCUCUUACCAGCAGUCUCAGACUGUUGAGAAGGCUUUGACCGGUAUCUUUGCUUAA